Molecule: messenger RNA, 1525 nt
Organism: Oreochromis aureus
Lineage: Eukaryota; Metazoa; Chordata; Actinopteri; Cichliformes; Cichlidae
Gene: fhl1a
Product: four and a half LIM domains 1a
Exons: 6
Coding region: 165-1010 (281 amino acids)
Biological process (GO): muscle organ development
Molecular function (GO): transmembrane transporter binding
Source: RefSeq, a predicted model, not a curated record
AAGCUUCUUUUUUUUUUUUUCCUUUGCUCCCCCUGUCUUUAAAGCCUCGUCGCCUCAGCAGAUUUCACCUCUCGGCCAAACCCACUGGACGCACUGCUGGCGUAGAGUGAAAGGCGCUCAUCUUUACGCGUUGCAAAGGUCCCAGGAGUUAUCUAACCUCCACCAUGACUGAUCGCUUUGACUGCUACUACUGCCGUGACAAUCUGCAUGGCAAGAAGUAUGUGAAGAAGGAUGACAAGCACGUGUGCACCAAGUGCUUCGAUAAGCUCUGCGCCAAUACGUGCGCAGAGUGCAGACGCCCCAUUGGUGCUGACUCCAAGGAGCUGCACCACAAGAACCGCUACUGGCAUGAGGACUGUUUCCGCUGUGCCAAGUGCUACAAGUCACUGGCCAGUGAGCCAUUCAGCGCUCGGGAUGAUGGGAAGAUAAUGUGUGGCAAGUGCAGCUCCCGAGAGGAUGGCAAUCGCUGCCAGGGCUGCUACAAGGUGGUCAUGCCAGGAUCUCAGAACGUGGAGUACAAGAACAAGGUGUGGCAUGAGGAAUGCUUCACCUGCAUUGAGUGCAAGCAGCCAAUCCGCACACAGAGUUUCCUGGCCAAGGGUGAGGACAUCUACUGUUCUCCCUGCCACGAAAAGAAGUUUGCCAAGAAAUGCUUCCACUGCAAGCAGCCCAUCACCUCUGGAGGGAUCAGCUACCAGGACCAGCCAUGGCACUCCGAGUGUUUUGUGUGCAAAACCUGCCAUAAAUCUCUGGCAGGAACUCGCUUCACUUCUCACGAGGACAACAUUUACUGCGUGGACUGCUACAAGACUGAUGUGGCCAAGAAGUGCCAUGGCUGCAAGAACCCAAUAACAGGGUUUGGCCACGGCACCAAUGUGGUCAACUAUGAGGGAUUGUCCUGGCAUGAGUACUGCUUCAAUUGCAAGAAGUGCUCCCUCUCCUUGGCCAACAAGCGCUUUGUCAUCAAUGGAGAGCACAUUUAUUGCCCCGACUGUGCAAAGAAGCUGUAAAAUGUGCAAACUGUUGUGCAUCUGAGAAUUUAAGAUGUAGAGUUAACACCUAAACUGACUUUUUGACAAAAAAUAGCAUAAAACUGUCAGUUUUGAUGAAACUUCUCAUUGCAAGGUUGCCAAACUACAGGCUAUGUCAAUUAACUUUCAUUUAUCUAUAUAAACAUAACUGCAGCUUGUUUCAGAGUCAGGGAUUGGAUACUAACGUGACAUAUUUUCUUUGUGGGAUUGUGAUGUGCACUAUAUAUCUAAUACAGGAUUUUGUAGAGCCUAUUGAGACAAAAGUCUUUUCAGUGGCUUACUGGAAUCUUUUGGGAAAAAAGUGCUUUUAACUUGCUUCCUGCUGCUAAUACAUACCAGCUUUGAUUAAUAAUCUGUUACAUCUCUGAAUGCACGAAUAGAUAAUGAGAAUUUCAAAACUGUUUAGAUUGACCGAUGCUGAAAUAUAAACUGCUCAUGUAUUCUUAAUGAGUGAUGUUAAAUGCAAAACAUGAAUAAAAACAAACUGAUAUGAA